UUACAGCAUCAGCAUAUCGUCUGUGAUCCUGGUAGUAGAAACCACAGAGGACCCCAGAACAAAUUCAUCUGCAUGGAAGAUCUACCUAACCUGAAUCCACUCUGCAUUUCUCUUUACAAUUAUGCUAAGGAAUGCAUUGAGCCGUUGGCUAUUCACUACAGUUAUCUGCCAAAACCCUCUGGUAACUGCCGUGCAUUCCUCAAGAAGUUGUCCUCAUGAAUUUGCUUUAUGGUUACAUUAUCUCCUUUAGAAAACUAAUUUCAUAUUAGGGUAAUUGCCUCUGGUGGGGUUAUGCAGGGUUGUCUUGUGUUGAAGAAAAAAAAGAAGAAUCCUGAUGAAGGGGACGGGGGAGAGGAAAAGUCAUGCUGGCCCUCCCUCCCUAUUUCUGUCUCUCAGUCAGAUGAGGUCAUCAAACACCAACCUGCUUUGUAUAUUAAUGAUGUAACAGCCCAGGAUUUUUGGACACCCCGUCCCCAGAGACUGCUUGGCUGGUGGCAGAGGAAGACUUCAUCUUGAUUUAAGAGAGAUAUAACACCCUCGAUAGAACUGUGACAAAGGCUAGAUAGGCAGUGUGAGAGGAGAUAGUGAGGGAGUGUAGACGCCAGCAGAGAGGAGAAGACAGGAGAGGAGCGAGGCAGAGGAGGGACUGAGCGAUACUCUGUGCCUUUAAAGCACCAAGCCCCUCCUCCACAGAGCUGAGCAGAACAGUCGAGUGGUGCUGGCAGGAACCUGAGCCCCACGAUAAACUCUGGCAUCAGCUUCCUUUCAUCCGGCAGUCAGCGAGGACACAGUGAGGGCGCAGGGGCAGAGAGACAGGGACGGAGAAAGAGAAAGAGUGACAGAGAGGGGGGAGAGAGAGAGACAAACACAGGCAGAUAGACAGAGAGGGAGAGGCUGUCAUUGGAAUCACACAGCUCCUUUUUCACAGCAGCAGCUCAGCCGCUCUGUCUGCUGCCUCCCAAUGCAGGCAAACGCUGACAGGGAUGACGGGUGGCGUGUUUUCGGCAGCGCAGUUAUCUGAGUGAUGGUAGCGGCCGCGGUGGCAUCACAAUCCAAAGCAGGAGCUCUCCUCGCCGCUCUGACUCUUAGUCAUCCUCAGCCUCCUCUCUCCCUUCUCAGAGUGCUAUCAGGGCCAUUCAUCGUUCCCACCUCAUGCCUCCUGCCUCCUCCUCCUCCACAGCUUCAUCCUCCACUUCUACUCCUCCUCUGAUGAGCCACAGCCUCAGAGUGAAAUAACCCUGCCGAUAGAAGCUUCUCUCUCUGUCAAGACAGUGCCAUGUGUGAUUGGCCGGCGCUCCCCGUGGCAGUGGCAUCGCCCUGGAUUUGGCGAGAAGCUCUCCCCCCUGCUUGUUCUCUGGGGCUCCUCUGGGAAGCUUUCAUGGGAUUUAUCUCGUCCUGCUGGAUGGCACGGAGCUCUCUGCCUCUCUGAAAAGAGUCCAGAGAGAAAACAUACACUACACGGAUAAGAAGUAAAAUAAUUAUCCAAUCACAGCACAAGGAGGCAGACCGGGUUCCCUUAGCAACAACUGAAGGAGAGAAGAGAAUCCUUUUCUCUCUCUGCUCCCUUGGUUUUUGGGCACACCCCAGUGGGCUGCUGUGGGUCAGUGUUUUGUGAGAGGACUUGGAGAGCGCUGUUGCAUAAGACAAGCUGCCACCCAAAUUCCAGAGGAAGGUGCUUGUUCACCUUCCAGCCCCCUUGUAACUGCGUCUCAUCGACACCAUGAUUUUUUUGUUAUCCCUCCACAAAUUCUCAUCACGAGUCACGUUCCGCUGGCUUAGAAAUCAAUUCAUUCUGAUCCCACGCCACCUGGAAUAAGCCCUGCUUUGGGGGGGGGGGAUACUGGACGCUCUGUGCAAAGACCCACACCUACCUUUGCUCGCUUUCAUGGACGAGAAAUGAAGGACAACAUGAUUAAGUCAUCAUCUGCAAAGAAAAUGGAUGUGAGGCAAAGUUUAUUUUGAUGAGUUUCUACUGAGAAUCUUUUUAUUUUUCCUGGAGGAGGAAACGCCACACUGCACAGAGGAAUAUCCCCUUUUUCCAAACAGGAUCUGUCCUUUCUCUCUGUAAAGACAGUAGCCCUCACUGAGGGAGUAUAUUUAGACGGCAAAUCUCGUCCCCGCUGGCCACCAAUAAUGUAGAACACGAUAAUUUUGAAAAUCGAGCCACUGCUGGGAGUUCUAUUUUUCUAUCUCUGUUGGAUAGCUCGCUCUAUAAAAGGGUUGAUAUGAAUCCCUUUUCUGCUUUCACUUUUGUAUGUUAGCCUGCCAUUAUGUCACUGUGUUUCACAAGUAAAAAAGGUUGUACAGGACAAGUGGAAAAGGGAAGAAGUCUCUACCCUGUAUAGACAGGCAUUUUAAAUAGCAUCUCUUCGGGAACAAUUUCAAACGUACACAAUGACACAUGAGAUGAGUUGGCUCAAUAUGAUUAUGUAAGAGUUUCAUACCAGCUUUAGCCCAUGUAUUUUGCCUCUUCCUUGUCCAUGGAUUUACUGCGUUUGACUUUUCCCGUCCUCAUUUUCUCUUCGUUUUUGGAAGCGUCUACCAGAAGGCAUGGAUGUCAGAGUGUGACCCUGUGCCGAGUGUGCGGGCGAGGCAAGGUGUUUUGGCUGCCCAGGUGCUUUUAAGAUGUUGAGGUCUCCCUGCGUGGCCGGGGCCCCUGUUCGGAUCAGUAGCACUGAGGCUCCUUGUAGCCAAAGACAUGGACCCCGACUCGGCUCCCCCACGCCCUCAGCCUGUUGGCCACUGGCCCCACGUCGCCCUGUAAAGGAUGUCCCUAAGCAGAGCUCCGGCCCGGGACACCUCUGAGACCCCCAGCCCGAGAGAACGCAUCCGCAGCCACAUGAAGAUGGUGAUCGACCAGCUGGAAGGCAUUCUCAAAGAGCUCAAGGAUGUGGCCAAGGAACUCCGGGAGGUGGUGGGUCAGAUCGAUAAACUAACGUCCGACUUUGACUUUGACCUGGAUCCAGAUGACUGGACGGUGGCCACAGCCAGCAGCACGUCCAGCAGUGAGCGGGGUUUGGGAGAAGCCUUCAGGCUGGACUUCCUCAAUGCAGAUGUGCUUUCUGAUAGCUGGGAGUUUUGCAGCUACCUGGAGGCUGCUGGCGCCGCCGCCCGCAGACCUGGUGAGCAACCAGGAGAUCUACGACCGGAGCUGGGCCGCGGAACCAUCCCCACCCAGACGCAGACCCCCACCCCGCCCCCCACCACUGCCUCGGUCUACUCCCAGAUGAAUGGCGGGCUGCCCAUCCCCAAUGGUCCCCGCAUUAUUACCCCAGAUUCAUCCAGCGAGGAGGCCAGCAGCUCCACGCACAGCCACAAGACUUCCCGUACCUCCGGCACAAGAGAAAGAGUGCGUUUCAGUGACAAAAUUCUGUACCACGCGCUGUGCUGUGAUGAUGACGAGGAGGAGGAGGAGCAAGACGACUUACAGGAGGACAAGAGUGGCUGUGCUACACCAGAUAGCGAUACUGAGCCCAGUCUCCUGGCCAGCUCGGUCGCCCCCAAACGUUCUUCCUCUGAGCACUCACUCCUCCAUAACUGUCUGGACCCUUCGUAUGUCUCCUCGCCAGUGAAGGGGAUGACAGGAGCUCACACACUACCCAGGAAAGGUCUCUUAAACCCCGGCUGCCGCAAAAAACUGUUACGAAAUAGCAGCACACAAACUGUCUCUGACAAGAGCACCCAAACUGUACUGCCCUAUAUUCCAACCAAACAGAAAACAAAGGACCACUGAGAAAGCCCUAAGUUUAUCAUAAAUCUCAUGAAGAGGACUGUGCAUUAUUUAAUAUUAAAUACAUAGCUCAUAGAUUAAUACACAAAUAAAUUAAUUACUAAAUAAAUAAAUGAUAUAUGGGAAAUCACUCGACUACCUAAAGUCAUUCUGAGGCUCAGGGAAAACACAAUGAAAUGAAGCAAAGCAGAUCAUUAAGAUGAAAGUUAGUGGUGGACCAAAAGGUUAGUGCCUGUUCUAAUGUUUAAAGAUACACUGAAUGGAUUCCCUAUGUGUAAUCAUUUGAAACAAUGACAGAGAUUACAAAAGCAAUCAUUUUUAAUAGAACAUUUUAAGUGUUCAAAAUUGGAAGUGAAGUAUGACGAGUAUGAAGAGGUCCUUUCCCCUCCUCAUACAAUAGUAUAAGUCACAAAAAAAAAGAAAAAAAAUGCUUGUUCCUAUAAUGUGGAUACAAACCGCUGCACAUUCUGUACUCUGAAUCUGUAUAAACAUUGUCUUUUUUCAUGUUCAAGUUA
Messenger RNA from Seriola aureovittata, 4245 nucleotides. It is a transcript of the gene insyn1, whose product is annotated as inhibitory synaptic factor 1. Gene Ontology annotation, biological process: inhibitory postsynaptic potential. Bases 2768 to 3733 code for a protein of 321 amino acids. Gene Ontology annotation, cellular component: postsynaptic density. The transcript is spliced from 3 exons. NCBI's taxonomy places the organism in Eukaryota, Metazoa, Chordata, Actinopteri, Carangiformes, Carangidae. The record is from RefSeq and is a predicted model, not a curated record.